Molecule: messenger RNA, 8869 nt
Organism: Cygnus atratus (black swan)
Lineage: Eukaryota; Metazoa; Chordata; Aves; Anseriformes; Anatidae
Gene: ZC3H12C
Product: zinc finger CCCH-type containing 12C
Exons: 7
Coding region: 594-3266 (890 amino acids)
Cellular component (GO): cytoplasmic ribonucleoprotein granule; nucleus
Molecular function (GO): mRNA binding; RNA endonuclease activity; metal ion binding
Source: RefSeq, a predicted model, not a curated record
CAAAGAGGCUUAAUCCAGUGCUGGAGAUCAGGCUUCCCACUGUGCUCGUGGGUAGCUUUCCCUCAGUCUUUGUGUUCACGGUGGCAGAAAUUAGUGAGGAGUCUCCUCCUGCCGCCGACUCAGAAGCCCCAAAAUAGUGGUGCUAGCUGUUGUUCUCGGGAGUGUUUAGUGGACAGUGCAGAGGAACUAAACUUGGGGGUCCUGAUCUUCGGUUUUGUAUCUGGACGUAUGGUAAAGUCAUCAGGUAGUAGCAUGAUGGCGUGUGGUUUCAUUUACUGUCUUGAAUCACUAAUAUCCACGUAAAGCUCUGGGAAAUCACCCAGAGAGGUCUAACAAACCUAUUCACAUUCGUUACUUCUUCUAAAUCACAGCUGAAGUUUCCCAGCAGGUCACCUGUCUUCCCAGGCAGAGGAGAACAGCUGACCCUGUGGCUUUCAGUAGUGCUUUCGGCCACAUGCAGAUGCUGAAGUAAUAGGUUAAGCAAAGACAUUGCGGGUCCAUCUGUUCAUCCAUUCAUUGUUCUGCUUGCUUGCCUGAAGUCUGCAGCUGAAAUCGUGUUAAGGAGUUGCUUCUGGAACAGCUACAAGAAACCAAUGUCUGUGUGUUUUCCAGCGAACGAAUACGGAACACUUUAUAUUCAGGAAUACAAGAAAAACAGCAAAGUGGAGUCAAGUACAUGCAGCAGCUUCAUGGGCUUGAAGGAUCACCUGGGGCAUGACUUAGGCCAUCUUUAUGUGGGAAGCACUGGCACACAAAUAAAUGCAAUUGUACCUUGGUCGAUGGCGGACAAGCCGACGAUGGAUAAGGUUAAUUCUAGGAAAGAAGAUGUAGACAAGGAGGCAUCUGAAGAGACUUCAGGAAGCUCCAGUUGUGACUCUGAAGAAAGCACAAAUUCCGAUAAUGAUUCAGAGAAACUGAAUAAUUCUGCAUCAGAAUCGCAUUUACUGCCUAAGACUCACCGACAGCUGUGCCGAUCUCCUUGCUUAGAGCCUCAUCUUCUAAAAAGAAAUGAAAUCUUGCAAGACUUUAGGAUAGAAGAGGCUCAGAUAGUACCGAAGGAAGUCAAAAAGCCCCCUGAUGUGGUGAAAGAAUAUCAAACCAAACUGGAGUUUGCACUUAAGUUGGGUUACUCUGAAGAGCAGGUUCAACUUGUACUAAAUAAACUUGGUACUGAUGCUUUAAUAAACGAUAUUUUGGGAGAACUUGUCAAACUUGGGAAUAAAACUGAGACUGAUCAGUCUGUAACUAAUGCUAACACUAGUGUAAUGCGUGAAGCGUCUUCCAUAGAGUCUCAGAGGUCAGAAUCUCCGCUGCAGGAGGAUGUGCCGGAGGAUGGUGACAACCUGAGGCCAAUAGUUAUUGAUGGCAGCAAUGUUGCAAUGAGCCACGGGAAUAAAGAAGUAUUUUCUUGUCGAGGAAUCAAAUUGGCAGUAGACUGGUUUUUGGAAAGAGGCCAUAAGGAUGUUACAGUGUUUGUGCCAGCAUGGAGGAAAGAACAGUCAAGACCUGAUGCUCUCAUCACAGAUCAAGAGAUCUUGCGUAAAUUAGAAAAAGAGAAGAUUCUUGUGUUCACACCGUCCCGCCGAGUGCAAGGGAGAAGGGUGGUAUGCUAUGAUGACCGAUUCAUAGUGAAGCUGGCCUUUGAGUCAGAUGGCAUCAUUGUUUCUAAUGACAACUACAGGGAUCUAGCUAAUGAGAAGCCUGAAUGGAAGAAGUUCAUAGAUGAACGCUUGCUGAUGUAUUCAUUUGUUAAUGACAAAUUUAUGCCUCCUGAUGAUCCUCUUGGCCGCCAUGGCCCAAGUCUGGACAAUUUUCUUAGGAAGAAGCCUAUUGUGCCAGAACAUAAGAAGCAACCUUGUCCAUAUGGGAAGAAAUGUACCUAUGGACACAAGUGCAAAUACUAUCAUCCAGAAAGAGGAAAUCAGCCUCAGCGAUCUGUAGCUGAUGAGCUUCGUGCCAUGUCUAGAAGCACAGCUGCCAAAACUACAAGUGAAGGAGGACUGGUAAAAAGCAAUAGUGUUCCCUGUAGUACUAAGAAUGAUGGCACUUCUGAGCUUAAGCGUGCCGCUCCGAAAAGGCAAUCGGAUCCUAGUAUAAGGACUCAAGUCUAUCAAGACUUGGAGGAAAAGCUUCCCACCAAAAACAAAUUGGAAACCAGGUCUGUACCUUCCUUAGUUAGCAUACCAAGUUCCUCUGCUGCAAAACCCCAAAGUACUGCACCUUUAACCAACGGCCUUCCAUCCGGAGUUCAUUUCCCACCUCAGGAUCAAAGACCACAGGGACAAUAUCCUGCUACAGUCAUGAUGGCAACCAAAAAUCACGGAACGCCAAUGCCUUACGACCAGUAUCCAAAAUGUGAGUCUCCCGUGGAUGUGGGGUAUUACUCUAUGCUGAAUGCGUAUUCAAAUCUGAGUAUAUCUGGUCCACGUAGUCCCGAAAGGCGCUUCUCCUUGGACACAGAUUAUAGGAUCAGCUCUGUGGCUUCUGACUGCAGCAGUGAAGGGAGCGUUAGUUGUGGCAGCAGUGAUUCCUACGUGGGUUACAGCGACCGCUCCUACAUGAGUUCGCCUGACCCGCAGCUGGAGGAGAACUUGAAGUGCCAGCACAUGCACCCCCACGGCCGCCUUAACUCUCAGCCCUUCUUACAGAGCUACCACGAGCCUCUAACCCGAGUGCAGAGUUACAGUCACGAAGAACCAAAGCAUCACCACAAACCUCCAGUUCCGUACAUGGCUGUGCAUCUGCAGCAUCCAGCAGUCGGUGCUCGUUCUAGUUGCCCGAACGACUACCCAGCGUCUCAGAGCUCGCCGCACUCAAAGACCAUGCACCUGGGGAGAGCCCUCGUGUCCACCAGAAUCGACAGCAUUUCGGACUCGCGUUUGUACGAUAAUUCUCCACUGAGACACAGGAAGCCUUUUUCUGGCCAAGACGGGCUUGGAAGCUGGGACAGGCAGAGUUACGGGGUCGAUGCCUACGGCUACCGUCAGACCUACUCCUUGCCCAGUAACCCCACGCAGCCGUGCUACGAGCAGUUUGCCUUCCAAAGCCUGCCCGAACAGCAGGACCAGACCUGGCGCGUACCUUACUGUGGAAUCCCUCAAGACCCCCCGAGGCACCAAGACACCAGGGAGAAGGUUUACAUAAACCUGUGCAACAUCUUCCCCCCCGAUCUUGUGAGGAUUGUCAUGAAAAAAAACCCUCACGUGACGGACGCGCAGCAGCUCGCCGCAGCCAUCUUAGUGGAGAAAUCUCAGCUAGGUUAUUGAGAGAUGAUGCAUCUUUGUGGUGUCUAGUAGUUUUUCAGCUCAGCUCUAAUGCUGAGGGAGGUUUGCUACAAUAGCAUUUGGGAUCUCCUUCUCAGCAAGGAGGUUAUAUAGUAAUCCAUUUAUGUGAAAUACUGUAUCAUGGAGUCUGUAUGUAUAGCCCCAUGCAUCCGGAGUACCCAGUAUGUUUUGUGUUCUAGUUUGAAAAUUUUUAAAUGGCUAUUUUCAUGGCUGGAGGAUGCUCCAGUUUAAAUUAAUAUAUACAUAUAUAUAUAUAUGAAAAAAAAAAUCUGUCGUCUCUGGUUAUAAUCUUUGGUGCAUCAGGGGUUUAUAUGCAGCACUUUCUAUCCUUCUUACAUGUUGUUGCAAUUUUCGGUUUUGUUUUUUAACUUGCUGGAUGUUUGUCCUUGGGCUGUGGGGUGUCAAAACGACCUGCAGAGAGAGGAUUUUGCUUCUUCCAGCAGACAAUUUUCAAGCCAAGUUUUUGAACUUUUUACAACACCAUGUUUGUUUGUUUGUUUGUUUUUGUGUUUUUUUUUUUUGUGUGCUAUAAUCAUAUUUAUAGGAAACAAAGAUUUACUACAGCACUGACUUUAUUUUUUAAACGAAUAAUUGAGUUACCAGUUAACGGUGAAAUGGGUAACGAUAUAUUAGUAAUUUAUAGUACGGCACUUUUCAUUGCUCUUUGUUUUGUUUAAAUAGUUACAUGUUUUGUUGAUGCAGUUGAUUAGUAAGAUCAAAUGCAAUCAGAGGACAAUUUUUUUCGUAUUAUUUUUAUUUUUUACUUAUUUAUGGAUAAGGUGGAAAGCCUUACUGCCUGAUUUUCAAAGGUGCUGAGAAUUUGCAGCCCCCUUUGAACCUACCACAAACUGCAAACACUCAGUACCUCCUAAAAACAGGCCACCUUGUUUCAAUUCCCAUGUGCUGUUUUCCAGCUUUGUGUACUCCUGGUCAGUAGAAAGGGGCCUGAAAUCAUAGGGUUCUGUUUAGUUGUUUUAUGUGUUUUUCUUUGUAUUGCUGCACCAGUGUACUGGAUAAAAUACGCUUUUCAUAAAAUAUUUACCUGUUUUUAAAUGAAUUUAAUUAUCUCAAUGCAAGUUUUGUAUUUAAGAUACUGUUUGAUUUUUUCUUGCUAUUUAUCAAGGCUGGCCUGAAAAGGGUUUGUGUGUUGAGGAUAUGCAACGUUUAUUAACUGCACUAUGGUAACGAUAUUGUAGCUCAAAAUAAUAACUUAAACUUUUUGUCUUUUCUGUUUUGGUUGGGGAGGGAGGGUCGCGGGGAGAGAAGAGGCUGUAUGUAUUCCUGAGGUUAGUCCUUGGCCUGUUGCAUCGUGGAGGCCUGAUUCUUGCCACAAAUAGUGUAGUUUUAGAAACAGACAAAACAAGUCUGUUUUAGUACUAGUAAGGGAUAUUUCUGGUUAAAGUCAUGGGUUUUACUAGCACCUCGUAAGCUUUUAUAUACAUAUAUAUAUAUAAAAUAGAAAUAGAUCUUGCAAUUGAUGUCAGUUGUACUUAACAUGACAUAGUCAGUUACCUACAGUUUUAGGUUUCCAUCCGUUGUAAUGUUUUUCAGUGUUAAAAAAAAACCUAGUUUACACUAUUACUGCUGAUAAUUUUGGUACACUUGCUGGAAUUUAAAGGCCCUGAAGAACCAGAAAGUACCUUUUACUGUUGAUACAAAUUGUAUCUUUUUAACUGAGAACUAUUUUGAUUUGUAGAUUUAGUAGAAACACAAACGUAUAACUAUAGUCUUUUGGGCAACAUUUUAUCCCUUAUUGGAAAAUUAGAGUUUUCAGACAUAGAAUAGACUUAGGCGAGUAAAAAUAGAUAUUUAUUUAGGUGUCUGUCUCAAUUUCACAUAUUAAAAAAAAAGAAAGAAAGAAACUAUUGGCAUCUUCUUCCUUCUAAAAUCUUUGUAGUGUAAACUCACUAAAAUAAAGGUAAAAUGCUGCCUGAAAAUGAUGUCCAAGCACCUUUGAAUACGAAGACAUUUUCACUACUCGCGCGACACCAUGUGUUGCGGUGAGUAGGAUUUGGGUAUACAGUAAAUGCUUCUAAAGAGCAUUGUGCUUAUAGACAUAUCCAAUAAUCUGAACCAUGUUCAGCAAACUAAUUCAGGAAGUAGUGUUCCAGACAGCUUUUACUGCUGAUUUGGCGUGGGAUCUGCAUUCGCCUGUCCCUGUGACAAUACAGGAGGUGCUGUACAUAAUCUAGCCUGAGUUGUCUGUUUGACAGUAGUUUUUCCCUUGGUUUGGUGGGUCGCUGUCUGUAGAGCAUGUCUGAACGUAGAGGUUGAUGCAGCGCUAGCGCUGAGGUUUGGAGUGGUAAAUGGGUCUCAUCUCAGUUGUACUCUAAGAUUUUUUAAAAACUGAAUUACACUGAAGUACUACACCAUAGUGUAGAUGCAGCUGUUUUAGUACUGCAAUUAUUGUAUUUGUGUUUUUGAUGAGUUUCUACAUUCAUUUUUAUGUAGGAAUUCACUUCUGCCAAAAGAUGAAUUCCUUAAACGCGAACAGAAGCGUGUGCAUGUAAAAGAGGCGUUUCAUCUUUCCUCCCUGUCACGCGAGCCUCAGAAGGCUUCGAGCAGCGCCGCCGUGCCCAGGUCGGAGCUGCCGGCAGUGGCGCCGCCACGUGCGGCAUCAAGCCCCUGGAAGCGUGGUGGUGGCGGGGGAAUCCUUGCCGUACGGUCUGUGCUUUGUGCUGAAGCACUGAAAAUGCUUUAAAAGUAUAAGAACGGGAGAUAUUUGGUGGUUCUUAAUGUUGUGCAAUGAUGUGCUAGUUCCCCUUAGGCUCUUACGUUGGGUAAAGAAAACACGCAGUGGACAAAGCGUUGGCCUUGGUAUUUCCUUUGUUGUUGUUGUGAGUAGCAGAGGGAAGGAGGAGGUGUGUGUGACCUCCCCCUCCAGGAGGAGAUCAGUCUGUGGAUUUAACACCCUGUAGAGAGGAAACCAGUGCUAAGCACGAACGCGAUGGUACUGGUCAGUACUGCGCCUGUUGGUGUAGUUGCGUUGAUGCAAAUAACUGAACCGUAGCAUCUUAAACCGUAAAAGGUGGCUCGUUAACAUUGUCUUUGCUGCAAGUGCUGGAGUUAGAGAGAAUAAAGCACAGUUAGGCCUGUCCCACCCCUAAAAAGAGGGCAGCGCUUUCCCUUGUCUUCACUACUCAAGAGUUGUUUUGAUACUUAGCAGAAACUACAUAUUUUUAAAUACAAUCCAAGCCAUUAUAGCUCCCUCAGUAAUGGUGUGUAGAUACACGGUGUUUUGAGGGCACGAUGACAUUAGGCAUCUGCCCACAACAGUUUUGUAUAUGAAGUGUGUUGCCAAUAUUUAGAGUUCUUAAAAUGCCCCGUGGAUACCUGACUUUGAGCUCAACGUGCCCGGGCUGCAACAGUGUUAAUCACUAAGAUGUCUUUUUUGAAAAAAAUCCCGAAAUGUAAUGUUGUUGUUUUGUUAUUUUGUUUUUUAAUACCUUAAACUCACUUGCCAACUACCGCUAAUGCUCUGAGGUAAGGCCACAUCCUUUCAGGUGUCCCGUUGUCUGUGGUAUGUCUGAACUGUCGCUCGGUGCUCCGCUGCAGAGUAGCUCCGAGGAGAGCCAGAAGUCUGCCGUGUUCGUGGAACACCCCAAAAAGGAGGAGUGCCAGCCUGGGGAUGCCCUUGAAGGGGACUUUUGCAGCCUUUGAGUAUGCGGACUGUUGCUGACUUGUUGCCGACCUUCUGCUGUGAAAGUAGUAGUUAAUGGUGAACACUUCUCCAAAAAUACCAAACCCCUCAGUGCAAACCGGAGUACCUCACUUGGAGCGGGAAGCCGGAGGCUCUUGUCCCCGCGGGGUGACAGAGGGAGGACGCAGUGCCCGGGGGAGAGGUGCCGCAGCACCUCGCGAGACUACCAAAACCCUUGUCACUUCUACCAGUUGCUGGUUUGACCAACUUUGACGUUUUUGACGUGUGAAGCUUGAAAAAAAAAAAAAAAAAGCGAGAUGCUUUUCGUACUGUCUAAAGCAUUUAGAAUAAUACAACACCCAACUGACUUUGCAUUGCUACUGAGAAAUUAAAAUACUGUGCAAUUAAAGAGACCUUUUUUUAAUAAAAAUAAUUUAGAAAUUAUUUAUUUUGAUUUACAGUGUGACUCUUGCUAAUUUAUUCCUUGCAUUAUAAGGCCGUGGUGGAGUGCCAUUUAUAUUUUUUAUUUAGCAUAGGAACUUAGGCUGUUGGAAAAAAAAAAAAAAAAAAAAAAACAGAUUAAAGCUUAAAACAAAACAAAACCCUAUGGCCUUGUUUUGUUUUCUUACAAAAGGGCUGAGGUUUUUUUAAAUGUCAAAUCAUGCAUUUUAUAUACUUUGUAAAUUAUAGAGAAGUUUAGUCUAAGAAUUUUGUUGGAAUUCAAUGUGUGUGUGUGCAUUGUUCAGACUAACCCUGUAACUAAUCCCAAAAUCAUCUAUGUGAUGAAACGGUUGUUCCAGCUAACCUUUCGGUAGAUAACACGAGAUGUGUUCAGACUUCAUGUUCAGAUGUUCUAGCAUGCAUUUCAUACAUUUCAUGGAUAUCUUAAGGCUUCACCAGGAGCUGGUGGUGUCGUGAUCUAUCACACGUAGAACGUCUCCACGCGUGUGGAUCCUACUCCCGUACGCUGGGUCUUCUGUGCAGCGCGUUACCAGGCAGUACGCUGGUGUCUGUGAAAUACAGGAGCUGUUUAUGCAGGCACUACUGAAUACACUGAGCUGUUAAUAGCUGUGAGCGUGCUGCAAAUCAUUUUCCAUCUUCCGUUUUCAGGUCUCGAGGGAUGGGCAUAAUGCGUGCUUGAAUUGUUUAUUCCUCUGCCUAUCCGUUCACAUCUAAAGUGUAAAUGGCUGCAGUAGGUCUCUUCCCCUCGUUCAGCUUCAGUUGCCAUUUGAGGGCCCCGUCUCCUGAGUGCUUACGCACAUGCCUGACUUCAGCACGAGUGCUUGCAUUGGCUGAUUUUGGUGGAAUUGGAGAAGGCACGAAUAAAGAUGGGCAUGUGUGCAAGUGCUGGAGGAGUCAGAGCCUUGAGGAGCGCAUCGGGAGCAGCUGGGGAACAGCCUGCUGCCCUGCAGAGGUGAGGUCUCACUGCUGCUGCCAACACUGAAAGCACGCGGAAAACAAAAUCUAUUCAGACAUUUCUGCACAUCUCAUCCUCACUGUUUCAAAGCUGUAACAAUUACACCUCCUAAAAACCUCUCCAUUUUAUAAGACAGCCUUUUUGUUGUUGUUGUUCUCUGAUGAAGUCUCAUUUAACAAGUGAGGUUGGCUGGUUGGUUACUUUAUAUGAACAACGUUCUUAAUUAUACUGGUAUUUAAGAAAUGUUUUACCAGCAUAUUACAGAACAUCGUGCAAGGAAACAGAAAUGCAGAUACAGCAGCAAUAAUUGUGUUUCGUAGUUCUUUUUCCCCUCAUUAUCUCUGUACUUGUACUGAGUAGGCGAGAUUUUAACAUUGUCCUGAAGCCAGCUCUGGCAAAAACGUUAGUUAAAAGUCAUGUUUGGACUAUGUGAUAAAGCAAUUGUCAAACUUGCUCCUUGUUCCUUCACUGGUUGUUCUGUGUUGUUUCUGUGAGGUGACAAUUCACAUCUUAAAACCACCGUCUAAA